CCCACCACCCCCAUAUCAUCGCCCAAGAUACAGGAAUCCAACCCGUUGAGGCCCAGCACACCACCACGGCCACUCACAGCACGUGGCGGCGCCAGCGACCGCAGAAACAGGCUUUCAGCCAGCUUCUUGAAAACCCCAGAACAAAGCGUUGAGGGUCAACUCCCGUUCUCGCCAGCGUUGAAAAGGACUAAUUCAGGAAACUUGAAGUCCCCCGACUACAAGCUCAACCACAACACCGUCAGCUCCCCAUACAGCUCAGGCAACGUCCUCAAGACCCCAAGACACACAGGAUACGACUCCGACGAGGGAGGCAAGGGCUACUACCAGAAAAGUAAGCUCCAAAAGACCCCCCAGUUUUUCUCAUCUGCAAAAAAGUUGUUCCAGAACGAUGACCAAGCCGGAAGUCCUACAGCAAAUAAGGAGGACCUUUCUGAAAUAAGCAGCCAGCUCAAGAGCAGGCUCAGCUCGGCAUUGGGAAAGAUACAACGCGAUGACUCCCAAGCCAGCAAAAUAUCCUUCACAGAGUUGACGUUUGACUCGUCGCUAUCGCCCACAAAGAAGGUCAGACAAGGUGACCAGCCUCCAUGGACACCGUCCACCUCUGUUCAACGUGCAAACUUGAACUUACAGACAUUACAGCAAUCGCCUAUGGCUCCUCCACAUUCAGGAUCAAGCGUAUUGCAUCAAUCAAACCUAUUUCCGACAUACAAUGCCAAUUCACCGUUGAAACUGUCGCCAUUAUUCAAUUCGGAGGUCCAAGGACGCAGUGCAGUCAACCUUCCAUCGCCAGACGAAGAGUCAAGUGCACACAGUGCCCUCCUAGCAGCAUUAAGCAGACAAAGAAUAAAGUCACGUACCUCGUUUUCGAGUCCUUCAAGAAAACGAGCCUCAUUAGUGGGUGAGUCUCCGCACCCCCAAAAAUCUACCAACUCAGAUCAUCAUCCCAUCCAGUUACCUUCGUUAAACGUAGCGUUGAAACCAAGCGAAAUCAACAACGAAAAGGGCAAGAGUAAUAAUGAACAGGACGCUGUAUUAUCGUUGAUGUCGUUGUCUUCUCCUCAGGCUAUUAAGUUCUCCCACAGUCGAAACCACAGCUUGAACGAUACUUCACCAAUAUCACCUGGAGAAUCACUGUCAUUAUUAGCGAGUCCAAUUAACUCGCAGAGUCAGAGUGGUCCCCUUCAUCCCAUAUUGCCUCCAAUCUCAGGGUUGAUUCAGAGCUCUAAGAAGAAAUCCAAAAACGGUGCUGGCUCACCCAGCUCUAAACACACCACCAUCGACAAUGACGCUGACCUCACUGAAAACGAUGAAACAGACAUUGAC
Suhomyces tanzawaensis NRRL Y-17324 is the source of this 1323-nucleotide messenger RNA. RefSeq lists its product as uncharacterized. The record is from RefSeq and is a predicted model, not a curated record. NCBI's taxonomy places the organism in Eukaryota, Fungi, Ascomycota, Pichiomycetes, Serinales, Debaryomycetaceae. The transcript has a single exon. The annotation marks the transcript as partial.